Messenger RNA from Erigeron canadensis, 594 nucleotides. RefSeq lists its product as uncharacterized. Bases 57 to 383 code for a protein of 108 amino acids. The record is from RefSeq and is a predicted model, not a curated record. NCBI's taxonomy places the organism in Eukaryota, Viridiplantae, Streptophyta, Magnoliopsida, Asterales, Asteraceae. The transcript has a single exon.
CAUCAAAAACACACACAAAUCAGACCCAAAACAAACAAAAAAAACCCACCAAAAAAAUGGGGUCAAUGAAACCCUUAUCAACAGUAUCCGGCAUGCUCCGAUCACGUCUAAACACCACUCUCCGCCGCCGGUCCAGCGACGGAACAAGCCGGUGGACAAGCCCGGGUCACCAAGAACGGCCAAACGGAUACUUUUUGAACCGGACCCCACUGCCACCGGGUCAAUCAAGAAAAUGGGAAGACUGGGAGUUGCCUUGUUAUGUAACAAGUUUUUUAACAAUUGUGAUUCUGGGUGUUGGUCUAAAUGCUAAACCUGAUUUGACUUUGGAAACUUGGGCCCAUCAAAAAGCUAUUGAAAGAAUGGAAGCCCAUAAAUCAGAUUGAUUUGAAAAAUCUGAAAAUGAGUAAUUUUCUUGGAGAAUAAUAAUUAUGAAAUGGUAUGGUUCGAUGUGAAGUAUCGAAUUUCGGGCUUAUUUUUAUGUUGUUUGUUAACAUUUUGUUGUUAGACUUUUUUUGUUGUUGUGAUAAUGCUAAUGAUAAUGAUGAUGAAUAUGUGUUUUAUGGGCUUUUUUUAUGUGAAGAUGUUGACAAUUUA